Molecule: messenger RNA, 2477 nt
Organism: Engraulis encrasicolus (European anchovy)
Lineage: Eukaryota; Metazoa; Chordata; Actinopteri; Clupeiformes; Engraulidae
Gene: nphp1
Product: nephronophthisis 1
Exons: 20
Coding region: 179-2254 (691 amino acids)
Biological process (GO): protein localization involved in establishment of planar polarity
Cellular component (GO): cilium; cytoplasm
Molecular function (GO): protein binding
Source: RefSeq, a predicted model, not a curated record
UCCGUCGCACUUUAAAUAUCCUAGCGACCGACUCAACAGCGUCUCCCGUUGUUGCUAUCGAUGCUUUCAUGACAUAGGCAGUCAAUGCAGCUUUCUGACUAGAUACUUGAAGAUGAUAUAAGUUAAGAAAUUGCGUUAUUUGUGUUUGACGUAAUAUUUUCGCGUGUGCUGAAACAAUAUGCCACCUAAACGAAGAGGGCCUUUGCUAAACCUCCAAAGAGAAGCCGAUGGGUUGAAGACCAAGCUGGACAGGUUGAUGGUUGACGCUAAGCAACUUAAUGAACAAACCCGUGCUGAUUUGAAACAGAGAUGCUUGGAAUUGCUCAACGCAGUAGAGGAAACCACAAAGACCUUGAAGACACUGACUAAAGCCGAUGAGCCUGCCCCAGUGGGGCGCUAUGACCAGCUGAAGAGGGAGGAGGACACCCGGCUGCAGGCCUUCCACAACCAGCUCCACGCCCUCCGCCUACACCUGCAGACCCCAGAGGAAUCCGAGGCCAGUGACCGGACGUCGGCCCCAAGUGCAUCCGGGGACCAGGAAAGUGAAGAAGAGAGUGAGGAAGAGGAGGAGAGUGGAGAUGAAGAUGAGGAGGAGGUGGAUGAGGAGGAGGAGUUGGAGUUGGAUGAUGCUAAAGAUGCAGGGGACGGAGGGAUGGAGAGAGUGGUUGCCCUCAGCUCUUUCAAAGGAGAGGAAGAGGGGGACUUAACUAUGGAGAAGGGAGACGUGCUGCGCAUCGUGAAGAAGAACAGAGAUGGCUGGUGGCUGGCACAGGACUCCCAGGGGAACAUCGGAGUGGUGCCCAAGACAUACGUCAAGAUUCAGCCACUGCUGGAGGCAAAAUCAGUAGUAGCAGCAUCAUCAACAGCAGCAGCAGCACCACCACCACCACCACCAAAAGAAGAAGAAGAUGAAGAAGGAGAGGAGGAUGAGGAAGAGGAAGAGAGUGAGGAGGAUGGAGGUGGUGGUGAUGACGUACCCGAAGAGGCCAAGUCCAAGACCAGUCUCUCGAACUGGGACACAGUCAGAAAGGCCAUCACAGAGAUUGAUGCCACUGAUGUUUUGUCUGCCAUGGGGGCAAUCCCAGCUGGCUUCAGACCAUCCACCUUGUCAAAACUAUUGGAGGAGGGAGUCACCUACCGAGGGAGCCACUACAUCCAGCCGGAGCUCAGUCAGUCGUGUCUGUCCUUUAAAGACCUCUUCCUGGACCCAGACACGGGCAAGGUGAGGUCGCGCUCCUCGAGGGUGUGUGUGAGUUUGUCCCUGUGGAGCUGCCGUAUGAUCCCGCCCCCAGGUGUCGGGUUACAGGUGCUCAGCCGACACGUACGAUUCUGCGCCUUCGAUGGACAGAAGGUGCUGAGCAACAUCUACACAGUCAGAGCAACGCACAGCUCAAAGAACCCCAAGACCUGGACCUUCUCCCCCAGGAUGACUGGGCAGCUCCCUAGCCUCCUGGAUGGAGACUGCUUCUUCCGCUGUGACUCGGCCUCCCCUAACCUGGGCAUCCUCUUUGAACUGGGGGUCACCUACAUCAGAAAUUCCACAGGUGAACAGGGUGACUUGAGCUGUGGUUGGACCUUCCUCAAGCUGCACGAUGCCAACGGAGCUCUCAUCCCCCUGAGGACCUAUGAGCUGACUCUGCAUGGAGGGACCCCCUAUGAGACUAAUGUGGAGGUGGAUCCUUCGCUCACCAAAGGAGCGGCGGGCAGUGUGUUUCAACAGAUGAUGAUGUCCAGGAGGGUGCCCAAACUCAUCAUUAAGCUACGCACGCCCAACAACAGGACCAUGUCUCACUUAAACGUGCUGCCGGAUACCUUUGUGGGCUCCCUGUGCUCGGUUCAGCUGCUGGCCAUCUUUAGACAACUGCUGGCGGACACACUGCUGCUGGAUAGAGUUACCAUGCAAAGCGCAGACUUGAUCUGCAGCUCAGUGUUGGCCACUUUUCCCGGGAUUCUGGACCAAUCAGACCUGCUGGAUGCACUCCAACACCAGUGGGAGAACGCAGAGAGACUCAUGAAGAGGUCGGAGAAGCGGGACAUGUCGGUGGUGAAGCGUGAGUUUGUGCGCGUGUACAUGGACCACGUCUUCCCCCUGCUCUACUCCGCGGACCUGCCCCCACCCCUCUGGGCCGACGAGGACGUAGCCAAUCAGAGAGCUCGAAACAUCUUCGCCAACCCCAAAUCCUCCGACCUCACCCACCAGGCUUUCGACAUCUCCCAGGUCACCUACGACCUCCUCAGCUCAGCCAGACACUGACCAAUGGCGGCCCCAAAGGCAUCACCCAACACGGACCAAUCAUUGUUGUUUGUGGUUUCUCAUUGACCAAUCGCUGCACCCAGGAAGUGAACACUGUCCAAUCAAUCACAAGCAUGAUGUGACACUCAUGGUGGAAAAAACAACACCCACACACCCACACACUUUACACAUCCUGUGUGACCAGAGCACACACUAUUUAUUGAAUCAUAAUAAAUAUUUUUUA